Phytomonas sp. EM1 is the source of this 1311-nucleotide messenger RNA. The record is from the annotation of a GenBank genome assembly. NCBI's taxonomy places the organism in Eukaryota, Euglenozoa, Kinetoplastea, Trypanosomatida, Trypanosomatidae.
AUGCUUCGCAGGUGUGUUACCUCGCGAUUCUCCGCGGCGGCGUUUCGUCGCACCACGCCCUCCUUGGUUUACCUUCACGCGAGCGAGAUGUCAACCCCCGAUCGGGAUACCGUCACCUCGAAGAAUCGGAAGGAGUUCAAGACGCCGCUGUGUGUGGAGCUCGUGAACAAGGCCACGACGCAGGGGUACUACCCCCUCACGCAGUUCAUCAAAGACUGCCUCACCCACCCCCAGCACGGCUACUACGCGACGAAGAAGCACGUCAUUGGGAGUGAAAAGGCGGACUUCAUCACGGCCGCGGAGAUCGGCUUCUUCGGCGACGUCCUCGCCGCGUGGGUGAUGGAUACGUGGCAGAAGAUGGGGACGCCUCGGGUGGUGCAUCUCGUGGAGCUCGGCCCCGGUCGUGGCAGCCUCAUGCGGACGAUGCUCAACCAAAUCCGCUACUCCAACCCCCACCUUUUGCAUUUCUUGCAGAUCCACCUCAUCGAGGUCGGCGCGGCGCGGCAGGAGGAGCAGAAAAAAGCCCUGAGCGAGUUCCAAACCGCCCAGGGCAAGAUCAAGUGGUGGAUGAGUAUCGAGAGCCUGCCCUUCACCCUUGAGCCCACGAUUUUCAUCGCGAACGAGUACUUCGAUGCGCUGCCGGUGGCGCAGUUUCGCUACACGGAGCGGGGGUGGGUGGAGACCUGCGUCGAGGUCGACGAGGACCCCGCCACGGAGGCGCACUUUCGCCUCGUGCACGCACCCUCCGGCUCGAUGUCGGCCUACCUCAUCCCCGACGAGGUACGGAAGAAGGGAAAGGUCGGGGACUGCAUUGAGGUCAACGCGGUCGGCAUGCAGCACAUGGAGCUGCUCAUGAAGAAGAUGAUCGACUGUCAAAAGGCGGCGUGCCUGAUUAUUGACUAUGGGAAGGACGAGAACAUGCAGAACACGCUGCGUGGGAUCCGCUCGCAUCGCUUCGUGGACCCGCUGUUGUCUCCUGGUGAGGUGGAUUUGUCGAGCUGGGUGGCGUUUAACCAGCUGCGUUGGGCGCUGGAGAGACUCGAGAUUGCGCGGCGGAAUUUGGUGUGGUUCCCGGUCAUUACCCAGCACGACUUUUUGCAGUUCAACGGAAUCGACGUUCGGCUCGCACACGUCAUUAAAGACGAGGAGACCAAAAGUGCGAUGAAGAUACUCCAAAAUUACCGCCGGUUGAUGGAUGAGGAGGAAAUGGGGAAGAGUUAUAAGGUGUUUGCGAUUCAGACGCGGAACUUUCCAUACGUGUCACCGUUUUUCAAGGAAAUGCCCUUGCCGGCUCAGGCGGCUCGGUCAUGA